CAAUGAGACCGCUCAGAUGGGAGUCUUGGUCCUGUGGAAUCGCUGGCAAAUUUAAGGAUUUGAUACGUUCAGCUACUUGAAGAAAUAUCGUUAAUGUUACAACGAUUUUUGAUACAUCAGUAACGGUUGUUUAAAGUCAUCCAUUUCCAUUCUUUAUACAUGUUGGUGCAUAUUGGUAACCAAGCUACUACCAAAGCAAAAGCCAUCUGUAAGCAGACUGUCCGCUGCCUCCAAAAUACAGUCUAGCUAGCUAACGUUUCUUCCAGUAGGCUGUAAUAUAUUAUUUUUUCAAGUUUCACCGUCGCUGUCUGUUUUUGGACUGUCUUUCGGCAAUUGGAAGAGUAAACAUGGACGAAGACAGUCAAGUACCUGAGGAUCUCUCACUAGACGAAAGGGACGAGCUGUCCAACAUACGACGCAGGAAAAAAGAGCUAUUGGAUGACAUUGAGAGGUUGAAGUUUGAGAUAGCUGAAGUCAUGACCGAAAUUGAGCAGUUAACAUGCGUGGGGGAGAGCAAAACGUCACAGAGAAACAAGCAGAUUGCCAUGGGAAGGAAGAAAUUCAAUAUGGAUCCUAAAAAAGGAAUCCAGUUCCUCCUGGAAAAUGACCUUCUACAGAACACUCCUGAAGACAUUGCACAAUUCCUGUACAAAGGAGAGGGGCUAAACAAGACUGUCAUUGGUGAUUACUUAGGAGAGCGGGAUGAGUUCAAUAUCAAGGUCCUCCAGGCUUUUGUGGAGCUUCAUGAGUUUGCAGACCUCAACCUGGUCCAGGCUUUGAGGCAGUUUCUGUGGAGCUUCAGGCUUCCAGGGGAAGCUCAGAAGAUCGAUCGGAUGAUGGAGGCCUUUGCGUCACGGUAUUGCCAGUGUAACCCAGGAGUCUUCCAGUCCACAGACACGUGCUAUGUGCUCUCCUUCGCCAUCAUCAUGCUCAACACCAGCCUCCACAACCCCAACGUCCGGGACAAGCCAGCGGUGGAGAGGUUUAUCUCCAUGAACCGAGGGAUCAAUGAGGGAGGAGACCUGCCCGAGGAGCUUCUGAGGAAUUUAUAUGAAAGUAUUAAGAAUGAACCAUUCAAAAUUCCAGAAGACGAUGGCAAUGACCUCACACACACGUUCUUCAACCCGGACAGGGAAGGAUGGCUGUUGAAGUUAGGAGGAAGAGUGAAAACCUGGAAGCGAAGGUGGUUUAUUUUGACUGACAACUGCCUCUAUUACUUUGAGUACACAACGGACAAGGAGCCCCGUGGUAUCAUACCCCUGGAAAACCUGAGCAUCAGAGAGGUCGAAGAGCCCAGGAAGCCCAACUGCUUCGAGCUGUACAACCCAAAUCACAAAGGCCAGGUGAUCAAGGCCUGCAAAACGGAGGCCGAUGGCAGGGUGGUGGAGGGGAACCACGUGGUUUACAGAAUAUCUGCCCCCACACCAGAGGAGAAGGAGGAAUGGAUCAAGUCAAUCAAAGCGAGCAUCAGCAGGGAUCCUUUCUACGACAUGCUGGCCACCAGGAAGCGGCGGAUUGCCAACAAGAAAUGAGAGCUACCUGUGCACGGCCCCUUCUCCAAUGCUGACGAGACAGGCUCCCUCCUUAAAGGGGAUUUUCUACGCUUUGGGGAACUGAGGGGCUGGAGCAGGGACGAGAGCCACCAGGAUACAGGACCAGACAGAAAGCUAAGCAAAAGACUCUGAAACAGUAGUGUGACAGAAACCCUGUCACCGCCCUGUUUUUCCCUUAAUUAUUCUUCUGCAGUCUCUUGUUUUUUUCCAUGUGUUUAUCCCUGGUUUGUUUCAGUGACUUCAAUAGCACAACUGCAGUUUUUUUCUUCGUAUGCAUGGAUGUAUGUAAACAUAGGCAAAGGACUACAUACAGGAGGACGUCUGUUUUCUUUCACACACAUGCAAAUUACAGACUAUACCGUGUAAAGUAUGAUUUCAGAACAUGGGCAUUUUUGGAGGCGCUGGAGACUAACAGUGAUCAUUGAUGAUAAAAGUGCCCUUACAUUCCCAUUCCCGAGGACAGACACUGCGGGCCAGAGGGACAGACAACUCCAGUUGUGGCACGCCAUUGCCUGUGUGAAAUCCCAGCAGUGAUUCAACACCAAAAGCGUCUCAGUCUUUCCCGAUACUGAGCACAGAUGUCUAAGGGUGCUCCUGCUCCAAUACCUCUUCAGCUGCCUCAUCGCUGGCAAAACAUCCUGUACAUUGUUGCUUUUUUUUUGGGUGCUCUUACUUGUGUAAUUUCAUAACCUGAAGAAGUGAGAAUUUAAACAUGGUCAUAAUGCUCAAUAACAGUCUGAGUCAGCAGGACUGAUUUCUUAUUUUGUAUUGAAUACAAAUAUGACACGAAUCCACCCCUUUUCUGUCAGUAAACAGCUGUCAUUUUAAACAUAACUUUUAGAAGUCCUAUGUAAACAGUGGCACAAAAAGGAGUAAAAGUGUA
Megalops cyprinoides (Indo-Pacific tarpon) is the source of this 2436-nucleotide messenger RNA. It is a transcript of the gene cyth3a, whose product is annotated as cytohesin 3a. The record is from RefSeq and is a predicted model, not a curated record. Gene Ontology annotation, biological process: regulation of ARF protein signal transduction. The coding region runs from base 348 to 1532 and encodes 394 amino acids. Gene Ontology annotation, molecular function: guanyl-nucleotide exchange factor activity. Lineage: Eukaryota; Metazoa; Chordata; Actinopteri; Elopiformes; Megalopidae. The transcript is spliced from 13 exons.